AUGAGAAACACUAAAGCAGGCAUUACGCACGAGUCCAGCGUGUCAGCACCUUCCUCCGCAUUAGCCUCUGAUGCUACUGCUAGCUUACUCUCUUACUGUCCCUGUGUGGUUGCUUCCUUUUCAGGCAUAAAGAAUCCUUAUUGGCGCCACAAGGGCUUCUGGGAAUGGCGGCGGCGGGAGAUUACCGCUCUGAACAGGAGAAUGCGAAAGAGGAAGCACAUCUUCCCCCGUAGAGACACCCUGUACCUUCCUUCUAGCCACCCCUUCCUUAGUGCCUGUUCCUCGCCGAUUCUGGUGGAAGAGGAGGCACGCCACUUGUUUGGAUCCAUAGAAAUCGGAGGUGAAGAAUCCAAUGAGGCGAAUGGAUUGGCGAAAGGACGCAGAAAAGGAGAGAUCGCUAAACUGCGCAGAAAGCCUGGGGGCUUCUUGCACGACGGUGACAGGAACAAGUCCUAUACGGAAGACAUGCGAUAUCUAUCUCCUCCUCGGAAAGGAGAAGGCAGAGUGUGGGUGGCGAAGAGGCGAGAUAUUCCAAUGGGAAAGAAGAGGCUGUUGUUGCUGCUGCGCUUAAUCAAGGGUUUGCAGCUCACCGAUGCCAUUGACUGGCUGCAGGCCUUAGCCCUGCACAGAAGCAAUCCUCUCAUCAACGUGCUGCUGAAGCAGCAACGUCAAAUCGUAGAAGAAGGAGCCGAUGCCUCUCGGGUGUAUGUUCAGAGCUAUAUCAUUGGGCCAGCAGGACACAUCAAGACCCUGAGGGUGGGCCACAGCUAUCGCGUUUCCUUUUUAAAGUCUUACCGGUACUCUCUUUCGCUCCUUCUGCGAGAGUUACCUCUUCAUGAACUAUUCCACAAGACUUUUAUUUUGAAGCAGCCACCCCGCUGCCUGACUAGUGACAUGAGGCUUGCACUGAGGCAGCAGCAACUGCCGCUAGAAGCGGUCAGAGACUGGGUUCCCUAUUUGGACGCCCCGACGAGAUAUUCGCACAAACGCCGGUUAAGAGCAUUGAAUCGACAGCGUCUCUUGAAUUAUUUUUUGGCGCGCCGAGCUUUUGUGUGUACUUACACUUCAAGAAUUCGUAGGAUGAAUGAAGAAGCAGCAGAGGCUCGUGGGAUAUCUUUUGAGCGCCUGCAGAGAAGCUUGGGACAGAGAAACCAAAUAAAAGGGAUUGAUAUUCCGGAUAACUAA
Messenger RNA from Cyclospora cayetanensis, 1185 nucleotides. RefSeq lists its product as uncharacterized. The record is from RefSeq and is a predicted model, not a curated record. Lineage: Eukaryota; Apicomplexa; Conoidasida; Eucoccidiorida; Eimeriidae. The transcript is spliced from 4 exons. The coding region runs from base 1 to 1185 and encodes 394 amino acids. Gene Ontology annotation, biological process: translation. Gene Ontology annotation, molecular function: structural constituent of ribosome. Gene Ontology annotation, cellular component: ribosome.